Phyllostomus hastatus (greater spear-nosed bat) is the source of this 693-nucleotide messenger RNA. It is a transcript of the gene CLDN34, whose product is annotated as claudin 34. Gene Ontology annotation, molecular function: structural molecule activity. The record is from RefSeq and is a predicted model, not a curated record. Lineage: Eukaryota; Metazoa; Chordata; Mammalia; Chiroptera; Phyllostomidae. Gene Ontology annotation, biological process: cell adhesion; bicellular tight junction assembly. Gene Ontology annotation, cellular component: bicellular tight junction; plasma membrane. The coding region runs from base 1 to 693 and encodes 230 amino acids. The transcript has a single exon.
AUGCCUUCCAUUGCUUGCUUCGCAGUUCCCCUGGGAGACGUGGUCAGCAUGAGCUUGCUGGUGCAGAGUGCCCACCGCCCAGUGGCGGGCUUCGCCGUCGGCACCCUGGGCUGCAUAUUCUGCAUCAUGUCCAUGGGCCUGGCCGAGUGGCGGGUGUGGCACGUGGAGCACACGCCCGUUCUCCCCGUGGGCCUGGCCUGCGUGGGGAUGUGGAAAGUCUGCAUUUACCGCCCCAGCGGCUACUCCAAGAGAAUCACCUGCCACCUGUACCGCUACACGGACGCCUACCCGCCCCCGGACAUCCGCGCGGCUCAGAACCUCCUGCUGGCCGCCAGCCUCCUGGGGCUCGUGGGCAAAGCGCUGCUCGUGCUGGGGCUGCGGCACGUCUUCGUGGGCAGCCUGCACUCGGGCGCCGCCCAGAACUUCUUUCUUGCCGCGGGCGCUCUGAAGGUCACUGCGGGCACCUGCAUCUCCGUGGCCGUGGUCUGCAACUACUGCUCCGUGACCAGGGCGGCGGGCAUCGCCUUCCCGCCCUCCUUCGCCUUGCCCUUCCAGCCGAAGGCCCAGGACGUGGGGAACGCCUGUGGCGUGGCGGUCCUGGCCGCCCUCAUGAUGCUGCUGAGCGGCCUGCUCGCCUUCUUUUACAAAGUGCCCCCCGAGAGCCAAGUGCAUCCCGUCGUGACGGAGAUAUGA